AUCUCCAUACAAUGAUUCGAUUCAGUCUAGUUGCGCUUUUAUUCGCGGUUGCGGUUUCCGCUUUUCCCACCGAGAAGGACGCUCGUGUUGUUAAUGGACAACCUGCUGCUGUAGGCCAGUUUCCGUACCAAGUACUCCUGAAGGUUCAACUUCCGCAGGGGCGGGCCUUAUGCGGAGGAAGCUUGCUUAGUGACCAGUGGGUUUUAACGGCAGGUCACUGCACACAGGGUGCCACAUCAUUCGAGGUUACGCUAGGUGCCGUAGACCUGAAUGAUACCGAAAAUGACGGUCGUGUCGUAGUGACUGCUACGGAAUACGUUCGACAUGAGAAGUUCAAUCCACUGUUCGCCACCAAUGAUGUCGCCGUUGUGAAACUUCCCAAGCCAGUGGAAUUGAACGAUCGAGUUCAACCGGUGAAAUUACCCACGGGUACCGACAGUUAUACGGAUCAAAAGGUAGUUGUCAGUGGCUGGGGACUGCAGAAGAAUGGUGGAGAAGUAGCCGAAAAAUUGCAGUAUGCUCCUCUGAAGGUGAUUAGCAACAGCCAGUGUACGAAGACCUACAACCCGUUGGUAGUGAAGAAGACCACGCUGUGCGCCCAGGGAGACGACAAGCAGUCACCUUGCAACGGAGAUUCUGGUGGACCGUUAGUACUGGAAAACGAACGUGUUCUGGUUGGAGUUGUCAGUUUUGGACAUGCAACUGGAUGUGAACGCGGCUUCCCGGGUGCGUUUGCUCGCGUUACGUCGUUCGUUAGCUGGAUUAAAAAGCAUACCGGACUGUGAACGUUUGAAGACUUGCUAGUGUGACAUGCAAAAGUUAUAAAUAACACAAUAAAUCAUCAUUGCAUUUA
Molecule: messenger RNA, 853 nt
Organism: Wyeomyia smithii (pitcher-plant mosquito)
Lineage: Eukaryota; Metazoa; Arthropoda; Insecta; Diptera; Culicidae
Product: collagenase-like
Exons: 1
Coding region: 12-785 (257 amino acids)
Biological process (GO): proteolysis
Molecular function (GO): serine-type endopeptidase activity
Source: RefSeq, a predicted model, not a curated record